Molecule: messenger RNA, 1714 nt
Organism: Portunus trituberculatus (swimming crab)
Lineage: Eukaryota; Metazoa; Arthropoda; Malacostraca; Decapoda; Portunidae
Product: 1,5-anhydro-D-fructose reductase-like
Exons: 10
Coding region: 62-1714 (550 amino acids)
Cellular component (GO): cytosol
Molecular function (GO): aldose reductase (NADPH) activity
Source: RefSeq, a predicted model, not a curated record
UCUCAACGGCGAGUCACGUGUCUACACUAUCAGACAAUUGAAAGCAGUGAAAUAACGCAUAAUGGAUCGAGGAACGAUAUCAUACACAUCGAAAGUGUCUGUGGCAGGUGUAGAUGAAAAAUUACCAGUGUUAGGAGUCAGUACUAAAAUGGGGAUGGAGGCCAUAAAGGCAAGGAGGUGCUUCUCAAGGGCUGUGAACCGCGGGGUGCAGCUCCUGGACACAGCCUAUUCCGACAUGUGCGAGCAGGAGCUGGGCAAAGUUCUCAACCUGUGCUGGAGGAGAGGCGACACUAGGAAUGAGUUUUUCAUCAUCACGAAGCUGCCCCUCGUCGGCAUGAAAUGGAACAUGGUCAGCAGGUUUUUGGACAUAUCCCUCAAAAACCUGGGCUUGAACUACGUGGACGCCUUUCUGAUGGAGGCGCCCGUCGGUCUACAGUUAUUCGCAACGUUCUCUUCCUCUACAGACAUAAAUGAUAGCGAAGUCCGUCCAGUGGACGAAAAGGGAAACUGUCUUUUGGACUUGACCACAGACCUGCUGGAAAUUUGGAGGCAUAUGGAAAUAUUGUUAACAUCUGGUCGAACAAGAAUGAUUGGAGUUAGUAACUUCAAUAUAGAGCAAGUGGAGUGCCUCAUCAAUAGGGCUCGCAUCCCUCCGGCAAUAGCGCAGCUCGACAUCAACGCCUACAACAUGCGCAGUAUUGAGAGGAGGCAGCUCAGUGACCUCGGUGUCUCCGUGAUGGCUGUGUACGUCACUGGGAACCCCCUGCUCGAUGACAGUGAUAAGCUGCCGGUCUUGCGGAAGCAUCUCAAAGUGAAGGAGAUUGCCAGGAUCCACAACGUGAAUUCUGUCUGUGUGUUGAUCAAGUACCUCAUCCAGCAGCGCAUCGUGUCCCUCGUCAAGUUCACCUCUGUAGACGAGCUUGACAAGAUCUUUGAGACUCUCGAUUCCUUCACGCUCACUGCCACAGACCUGGGAACGCUUCAUUCCUUGGAUCAAGGAGGAGACUUGCGACUCAGGGAUUUUGUUGAUUACAAAGGAUGUCAGAAUCAUCCAGAGUUCCCUUUCUCUUACGAUGCUAGACAUCCAGACGUGAAUCCUGGAAAGUGGAAGCGUUCCCGAAAUUUGCUUGGCACUCCACCACGGUACGACUUCCUUGACCCAAAUUGUCCCUUCCCGAUCAACGAGUAUGAUCAUCGAAGGCUUCCCUCCCAUCCGCCACAACCUUACACAACCAGUAACAAAAGAUCUCUGAGUGAUAUUGAAGAAAACACACCAGAACGAGAUGAGGCAGACAACACACUUCCAAAAAUCUGGGCGAAGGGUUACAUCACUUUAACUAUUACGACGGAGAACGGUCCCCUUAAAAAUGCUCCAACCAAUCUUUCAGGGGAAUUUCAAGUCCCUCUACAAGUUGAAGGUAUUGUGAAGAAGGAUAUACCUGAAGAGACUGGUAAUGAAGAAGAACACGGAGGCACAGAAGCAGUAAAAAGAAAUCAUCCGUUACGCCUCAGAAUUCCAUCCCCCCGAAUCCCUUCCACGGCUCUGGCUCAAAGACGUUCUCAAGCCGUGACAGGUCAAUUUCGGAAAGAAACACGACAUCGGAUGCGCCGAGAAGAUGAAAUACCUUAUCAGCCAUACACCAAAAAGUGCGGGUGCGAGUGUCCUAAGUGUGAUAAGAAAAGCCCAGCGUCUGGAAAUAAGAAACGGCAGUAA